AUUUUGUCCUCAGGAGUAACAGAAACAAUGAAUCACAUGGCGAACAUAAAAGAAAUGCUGAACACACAGUCAACAGGAUGCAGAAAUGCAGCCACCAACUUCACAGAGUCUCAGUUUUUCUUUGGAUCCCAGUUGUGGCGUGAAAAUGCUCAAAGUCUUUCUCAGGAUAUGACCUUGUCAUCCAGGAACUCCCAGCAAAGUUCACAAGAGUGUAGUGACCCAAAGAUUUCAACGCGUUACCAGUCCAAACCUCUCUUGUUUGGAGACCCAAAGGGCAACCAAACACUUUUGGAGGCAUUUGAGGAGGAAAAGAAAAAAGCAAAAGAAAAAACUGACAGUGAUAUGCUCUUAAAAGAAUGCCUUCAUAUUCACGAAACCCUAACCAAAAUCCAGCAACUCGUUGCAAACACAGAAGAAAACACAUCUGCAUGCCCCACCGUCCUGCAAAAGUUAAGCGAUUUGUCUUCAACAUUGCAAAAUGUAAGCAGUAUCCAGAGCGACAUUUCACAGCACUUUCAAACAUUAUUGAACACGGUGAACUCCCAAAAAGAAAUGAUGACAGAAUUGGGGGAACGGGUACAAAAGAAUGGAGACUGCAAUAUCGAACUCGGCGCUAACAUGAAACGUGAUGUGGAGUGUCUGAGACGGGAGCAAGAAAAAGCCACUUUGAAGCAAGAAACCAUGCUUGGGGAGGCCUUGCAAUUGCUCAAUGCCUUAGUUUCAGUACACUCGGAUAAGCGCUGUCCUGUUGAAGCAGCUGACAAAGCCAUGCAGACAUCACCAGGACAGGACAAAGGGGUUCAAACGGCACAGGAUACACCAGACAGGCAAGUUUCUGCUCCGGACUGUGUCACCAGGAAGAGAAAGAAGAAACCUACAAGUAGGUGCAGAUGGAGACCAAGAAGACCUCUGGUCCGCCACAGAUCUCAGUUCACUGUCGUGGAUGAAAACAGUCAACCGCACAUUGACUGCAGCAAAGGGCAAAAUGUUUCGUGCCCUCUUGGGGCCUCUCCUGGCCUGAGCGAAGUAAGCAGUUGCGGUCCUGAGAGUUUACUACAACCAAAUACAAAAAGCAGACCCACUAAAACUGGAGGAUGUUUCAUCACACCUCUCAGCUGCUGGUCUCAUGAGAGUAGCAACCCCGAAAGCCCCAAUAAUGUCAAUCCCGUCCCAGAGAUUGUGGUUUUGGACUCCAGUCCUCCUGAUGCUCUCUGGCAGCUGUUUGAAAUGGAUUAGGUGUGAAAUACCGUUUUGGAAACAAUGGGUCAUUGAUGAUUAUUCUCUAUUAUUAUUAUUUUUUUUCAAAACAAAGCACUUUUGUUAAAAGUCAUUUAUUUGACUGGAUAAGAAUGGUGGGUGAAGUAGUGCCUGAUGCUAAAUGCUUUUCUAUCAAGCCUUGUCAUGAUUAUAGUUUAUUCUCAAUUUCCCGUUGAUAAGAAAAACGUAACAAGUUCACUUUCGCUGCUCACAUUUGAUUUGAAAGUAUUCAGUGUUUGGACUGUUGCCUUGUCUGUUGAAAAUAAAGCAUCACUCACAGAUUUA
This is a messenger RNA of Hippocampus zosterae (dwarf seahorse), 1542 nucleotides long. RefSeq names its product interactor of HORMAD1 protein 1. Gene Ontology annotation, biological process: meiotic DNA double-strand break formation; DNA recombination; homologous chromosome pairing at meiosis. Gene Ontology annotation, cellular component: condensed nuclear chromosome. NCBI's taxonomy places the organism in Eukaryota, Metazoa, Chordata, Actinopteri, Syngnathiformes, Syngnathidae. The transcript has 7 exons. The coding region runs from base 28 to 1236 and encodes 402 amino acids. The record is from RefSeq and is a predicted model, not a curated record.